Molecule: messenger RNA, 3152 nt
Organism: Astrephomene gubernaculifera
Lineage: Eukaryota; Viridiplantae; Chlorophyta; Chlorophyceae; Chlamydomonadales; Astrephomenaceae
Source: the annotation of a GenBank genome assembly
CGUUGUUACACCCUUUACCUAGGUAUUGACACCAUGGCCCUAAAGUCUGGCAUGAAGGCGUCGACUCGCCAGGCGCUCAAGCGCCAGGUAGUGGCCCCGGUCGCGUCGGCCGUGAAGGCCGUUUCCUGCGCUACGAUCACCCAACACGCUCAGGCUUCUUUCAAGGCCGGCUGCCGCAGGUCAGCUGUUACUCGCUACAGCAUCCGCCGUGCAGCUCGUGUGGCUCGCAAUGUCACGGUUGCUGCGGCUCCGGCCCCCACCUAUGAUUCCCGCCGUGAGUGGCCUCUGGACAAGUACCGCAACAUCGGUAUCAUGGCCCACAUCGACGCCGGCAAGACCACCACCACCGAGCGCAUCCUGUACUACACCGGCAAGUCGUACAAGAUCGGCGAGGUGCACGAGGGAACCGCCACCAUGGACUGGAUGGUCCAGGAGCAGGAGCGCGGCAUCACCAUCACCGCCGCCGCCACCACCUGCAUGUGGAAGGACCACCGCAUCAACAUCAUCGACACGCCGGGACACGUGGACUUCACGCUGGAGGUGGAGCGCGCGCUGCGAGUGCUUGACGGCGCUGUUGCGGUGUUCGACGCAGUGAGCGGCGUAGAGCCGCAGAGCGAGACGGUGUGGCGGCAGGCGGAUAAGUACAAGGUCCCCCGCAUCUGCUUCGUGAACAAGAUGGACCGCCUGGGCGCCGACUUCUACAACUGCGUGCGCAUGGUGGUGUCCAACCUGGGGGCCAAGCCGCUGUGCAUCCAGCUGCCCAUUGGCUCCGAGGAGCGCUUCCAGGGAGUUGUGGACCUGGUGAAGAUGAAGGCGAUUGUGUGGACGGGCGAGGAGCUGGGCGCGCGGUUCGAGGAGCGGGACAUCCCGGGGGACAUGGCGGAGCAGGCGGCGGAGUACCGCGAGAAGCUGAUCGACAUGAUUGUGGAGCAGGACGACGCGGUGCUGGAGAAGUACUUCGAGGGUGAGCUGCCCGACGAGGCCACCAUCGAGCGGCUAAUCCGCAAGGGCACCAUCGCGCAGGCCUUUGUCCCCAUCGUGUGCGGCACCGCCUUCAAGAACAAGGGCGUGCAGCCGCUGCUGGACGCGGUGGUCAAGUACCUGCCCAGCCCGCUGGAGAUUGAGGCGGUGCAGGGUGUCGACAUGAACGACGCCGAGGUGUCCAUGAUCCGCUCCGCCGACGACGCCACGCCCUUCUCCGGGCUGUGCUUCAAGAUCAUGACCGACCCCUUCGUGGGCUCCCUCACCUUCUGCCGCAUCUACAGCGGCGUGCUGGAGGCGGGCACCUACGCGCUCAACAGCAACAAGAACAAGAAGGAGCGCAUCGGGCGGCUCAUGAUGAUGCACGCGAACAACCGGGAGGACAUCAAGGUGGCGUUUGCGGGCGACAUUGUGGCCAUUGCCGGUCUGAAGGAUGUGAUCACGGGCGAGACGUUGUGUGACGACAAGGCGCCCAUCAUCUUGGAGAAGAUGGACUUCCCGGACCCAGUCAUCAAGAUCGCCAUCGAGCCCAAGUCCAAGGCCGACCUGGAGAAGAUGGGAGUGGGGCUAAACAAGCUGGCGCAGGAGGACCCCUCCUUCAACUUCUCGCGCGACGAGGAAACCAACCAGACCGUGAUCGAGGGCAUGGGUGAGCUGCACUUGGAGAUCAUCGUGGACCGCCUGCGCCGCGAGUUCAAGGUGGAGUGCGAGGUGGGUGCUCCCCAGGUCAACUACCGUGAAGGCAUCAGCCGCUCCAACGACGUGCGCUAUGUGCACAAGAAGCAGAGCGGCGGUGCCGGCCAGUUUGCGGACGUGGCGGUGCGCUUCGAGCCGGGCGAGCCGGGCACCGGGUUUGUGUUCAAGAGCGAGAUCAAGGGCGGCUCCGUGCCCAAGGAGUACGUGCCGGGUGUGGUGAAGGGGCUGGAGGAGUGCAUGAGCAGCGGCUCGCUGGCAGGUUUCCCCGUCGUGGAUGUCACCUGCACCCUCUUCGACGGCUCCUACCACGAAGUCGACUCCAGCGCGCUCGCCUUCCAGAUCGCCGCGCGCGGGGCCUUCCGCGAGGCUAUGGGCAAGUGCGGCGCUCGUCUGCUGGAGCCCAUCAUGCGCGUGGAGGUCAUGACGCCGGAAGACCAUAUGGGUGACGUGAUUGGCGACCUGAACAGCCGCCGCGGCAUCAUCAACAAGUUUGAGGACAAGCCGGGCGGCAUGAAGCUGGUGCAGGCCUACGUGCCGCUGAGCGAGAUGUUUCAGUAUGUGUCGGUGCUGCGCGGGAUGACCAAGGGCCGCGCGCAGUACACCAUGCAGCUGGAGCGGUACGAGGUGGUGCCGCCCAACAUCCAGCAGGACAUCGUGGCCAAGUCCAAGGCGGGCGUGGCUUAAGUGGGAGUUGGUGGUGAAGGAGAGGGAGGAGGAGCGGGCGGGAUUGGGUCAGGGUGUGUGGGUUCAGGGGUGGGAGUGGGACUAUUGUACGGUAAUUGGUUUGCGGCUGAAUAGGCUUUUGGGUCUAAGGCAGCUGUAGGACGGCAGCAAAGAGCGGUUUGAGGUUUACAGCUGCUGCGUGUUUUGUUGGGGGUAUUUCACACGGCUGAAAGCGACUUCCUUGAGGCUGCGAAGCUUCCCAUGUUCCAUUAUAUCAGACGAUAGUGUAGUUCCCGGGUGCGUGGUUGGUGAGCCUGCUUGGGCCGGAGCUCGGUUCGGUUCGGUGGGAUGUGUCUGAAACGCGUUGGGGGUUCGGAAUAGAGCGUCGCUGUUUGGAGUUCUAGCUGCGAGGAGUGGCUUCGGAGAGGAGCAUGAAAGGAGGUGCAGUCAAGCGCUAGUCGUGUUUAUGUUCGCUACUUGGAUUCGGUCGGGCUGCGAGCUGGUUUAGCCGACAAGCAUCGAGUGCUUUCGGGGUAUGUGCAUGUGUGAUAUUGGUAAUACGCAGACUUUUGCACUGGACUGGCGGGGAUGUUAAGGAGUAGUGGUGUCACCUGGACAGGGUUUUGAUGGGGUUUGCUGCAUCUCUUAAUGGCGCCGCCGGUGCCGCUAUUUAUUGGCGGUUUUUGCACGAGUUGAUGAGAGAGUGUGUGAGAGGCUGUAUGGUAAACGACGAGGUACAACGAUAAAUAUUGACAACACGGCUAGCGUAGGCUCCGAGGGAAACACUUCCUGUAAAUGCUGACACAUGUCUG